Exophiala spinifera is the source of this 2241-nucleotide messenger RNA. RefSeq lists its product as uncharacterized. The coding region runs from base 1 to 2241 and encodes 746 amino acids. Lineage: Eukaryota; Fungi; Ascomycota; Eurotiomycetes; Chaetothyriales; Herpotrichiellaceae. The record is from RefSeq and is a predicted model, not a curated record. The transcript has a single exon.
AUGAGCAAUUCCAUAUCAAGUGACGGCAGAAGCACAAGGCCACGAGGGUUUUCUAAUCCUUCACUCGACUCCCACCACGUCGAAGCCGCGAAAUACCAUCAGGCUCAACAACCUAUCAACGAUGCCAUCACUUCUGCCUUUGACAAUGCAGGCGCAGCUUCGGCUGCAUCUAUCUCCCCAGAGCUACUGCAGCAGAUUACUUCACAGAUUACUACGAAUGUCCUCCAACACUUGAAGGCUAUCAACCUGUCUACCACCGUCCCUCCAGCAGCAGUACCAGGACCGACCUCCCAGACGGAUGCAGCCUCGUCGGCAGCAGGAUCUCCUCCCCUGAACCGAGCUACGGUCUACACUCCUCCCACACCACAUCGCACCUCGGAAGACGCAGGGAUGAGUGGCGCUUCUCCUGAAUUUCCUCCACCCCCUCCACCGCCGCCACAGCCACCACAGUCCAAGGAGCCAGCCUUACAGGGUAGCUCUUCUCCCGUCGAGAAUAGAUCAAUCUCACCUUUCAGUCAAGCGAGUCAUCAGUCACACAGCGAUGAUAACCAAGAACGAAAGAGUCGGCCGAAGGGCCCCAAGAGAGUCGAUACUAGUGGGGACGCUACCACCCUGGAACGUGUCUGGGGCACCUUGUUCGAUGAGCAAGGUCGGGCCACUGCUCGGCUUGGACAAUUCCUUCGUGGAAUCGCUGUUCAUCUGAUCGAAAAUUAUGAGCCCAAGAACAGCCUCGUCAUCACCCCAACCAAGAUGCAGAAGUACUACGAGUCAACCAGACUCUCUACCGAAAUUUAUCCCUGGAAAAUCGUCUUUGACGACAGGACAUCCUCCAUUUCUCGAAUGUUCAGAGAGAUUCAAGCGGAGCACCAUCUGAUCCAAGAGAAACUGAGCGAAAGACCAGACCUUCCGGGUCUAACACCACGAGGUUUCGAAACAUGGGCGACUAUACUUCUCAAAGCCCAUCCAGACCAGGAAUUCGAAAGAUUGGCGAAGACGGCGCUGGACAUGCCCAUUAGCAACCCAGAUGACAAAAAAGAGCGAUUUCCUAAAGAGCUCUCAAGGCGCCUUUUCCCAGACCAUCCUGACACGGAGACAGCGAACAGGUUACAGAAAGCUAUGGCUACACACUGCAACGUCAACUUGGCCUCUCGACAGGGCAGCGCAGCAGGUGCGACAGAUUCUAAUACCAAAACUCCUCAUCAGGCUCAGGCUGGUGAUGAUACACAAAAGGCACACCCGAGCCCGGCGCUGGAAAAACAGGAACCGCUGCCAAGUGCAUCUCACCCCAGCCCAGCAUUGUCCCACGCCAGUCAGGAACAACGGCCUCCGCGACAGCCUUACGUGAGCGAUGCCUCUGACAUUGGGGAUAGCCCAGUAGAAAACACUGAAGACAUCCCUACACCUCAGCCCAUCGAGCGCGAACGCAAGCCAUAUGUCGCAGCCCCAGGGGGAGGAAAGACAUACGAAAGUGUUUCAAGACCCAGCGAAGCCACAGAAACGAAAGCAUCACCGGGACCUCCACCGCCGGAGGUUACGAUAGCAACUUCGAACUCUGUUCCGACCACGAACCGUUACAGUGACAAUCCAAGGUCGAGUGUGCCUGCCGUAGCUAUCCAUCAGAAGCCUCCACCUCCACCUCCACCUAUGGAUACAGAAACACCUCGGCAUUACCGGUCGAAUGGCACAUAUCAUCAACGGGAACAACCCAGGCCCGGUCGCCAUCGUUCUCCUUCCAUGGGUAAGGAAAGUGGAUCUGCUCCAUACGUACGAAAACCUGAGGCCGACUCAGCGUAUGCUUCGUCACGUCACUCGUACAGCGGAAAUGACCCAUACGAAGAUGCCAGACGGUACAAGGAGUAUGAGGCGCAGCGGGAGCGAUUGGCCAAUGAUCGAUAUGACGCUGCCAGGAUGGCUGCAUAUGACCCUAGGGAGCGUGAGAGAGCAAGACCUAGAGAAAACAGGCCUCGAAUGCAAUCUCUUUCCGGAUACGAUGGACGCCCUCCACCACCACAAUACUCAAGCUCAGUUCCCUUGACUGAUGAGGAAUACUAUCGAGACCCACGGCACGGAGGUGGUGCUCCCUCGUAUAACACUCCUUUGUCCAUUAGCACUGGAUUUCAACCACCUCCACAUCCAUCGACGGCCAGAGAUCCCAACUCCAUUCCGAGAGAUCCUCCUUCGUAUGGGCCUUACCCGUCAUCGGCAGGAUAUCCACCCAGCAGCUAUCGAGAAAUGCGGUGA